Messenger RNA from Colletotrichum graminicola M1.001, 1974 nucleotides. RefSeq names its product fungal specific transcription factor domain-containing protein. Gene Ontology annotation, molecular function: DNA binding; zinc ion binding. Lineage: Eukaryota; Fungi; Ascomycota; Sordariomycetes; Glomerellales; Glomerellaceae. The transcript has 6 exons. Gene Ontology annotation, biological process: DNA-templated transcription. The coding region runs from base 1 to 1974 and encodes 657 amino acids. The record is from RefSeq and is a predicted model, not a curated record.
AUGAAGGUGCACCCAACCUCCAAUACUGGUCAGGGGGGCAGCAGCAGCUUUACGAUGACUGUCCCCCGAGCUGAACUUGCCACAUCAUCUGCUCAUCUGCAGUCAUCUACGUCCACAUCAACACCCGCCACUUUGGUUAGCCAUGCCCACCAGUCAGACGAGGAUGGUGGCGCUGUUAUCGAGGGCGACUCUUCCCUCGCUGCACAUUCCGUAUUCGCUACGGAAUUCGUGCAGAAGGUCGUCAGUACCGAGUCUCUCCAGGACUCGAGUCUAGACCUGGGCGAGACUCUUGAAGCAUUGUCUCAAAUUGUCCACGCACUGAAGCAGCCUGCUGCCGCAGUGGAGAUGACGUACCCUCAUGCGAAGCCAGUCAACCGGCUUCGUAUUCAGGGGCUUGAGAUGCCGCCCAUAGAAAAAGCGGUAGGCACAAUUCGAGUUGCAAGAGGACAACGCCUCUCGGGAAUGGCUUGGAUCUACGACUUCCUACCGUCUAGGCGCUUCCCAGACCUUUGCCUGGAUGUGUACUUUUCGGAUAAUUACUCAGAUUACGAUUUCAUUACAGUGAACGGCGGUCUCUACUCACUCUUCACAGAUUACGCCGCACAGAUCUCAGGUGAGGAUAGGAAGGAGUAUAUGGAAUAUGCAAAAAUAUGCCGAGUAAACCUGGAGACCUUCCUGCUCAAUCUACCGCUUCACCUGCCGGCAUCUUCUGAUGUGAUCGUUGCACUUCUCUUCGGUGCUUUCCAUGCCGUCGAGAUCUCAAAGCCUUCACUGGCUUGGACGUUGGUUUCAAAAGCGUCUGAACUGUGCCAAACCCUUGGUUAUCAUCGAGUUGAAUCCCUCAAGGUCUCCAAGAGUGACAUCAAACCAACGGUUCAUGGAAUGCAUUGGCAUCAAUUUCUCUUCUGGAACGUGUAUUACAUCGACAAGAGCCUUUCAUUGCGAUUGGGGCGAGCUUCGACGAUUCCAGAUUGGCACAUCACGAUGCCUUUGCCUAGCGUGAAGGAACAGGCGGCUAGUCCAAUUCUGCCGUAUCUUGUGCUAUGGGUCAAGACGGCAAAGUGUCAGGGUCAGAUCUACGAGAAGCUCUACAGCCCAGAUUCCAUCACGCAGCCAUACCAUGUCCGGCAAAUGCGGAUUCAUGAGCUGGUUUCAUCACUUCAUGAUAUAGAAGUCCGUACUCAAGAGCUUAUCGGGAGCGCUCUUACCAGAGGCAACGAUGUUGCAGAAGAGAACUUCUCAGAAUUCUACGUGUCAUCGGACAGUGUUCUACGUCUGUCGCUUCUUACAUUAGUCUAUAGGGCCGCGCCGCGCGUCGAAGGCUCUCCAACGACCUUUAGCCCUGAAUGCGUCAAAGCUGCACGAGCUGCCCUCGAGAAACAUCGAGAAUGUGUUGCGAUCAUGCGCAAAUCCCACGAUGUCUAUUUCUCGUCCUACAUGCACUGGACUGUCUUGUUUUCGCCCUUUAUCCCCUUCAUCGUUCUGUUCUGCCAGGUGAUUGAGACUCAAGACAGAGAUGACUUGGCGCGCCUUCACUCUUUCGUAGUUUUUCUCCAAGAAACAGCGACAAUGUCCGAUGCGGCAGGCAAGAUGUCACGCCUCUUCCAGGUUCUGUACAGUGUCGCACUCCGAUUUGUAGAGUUCCGCGCCACUACACCGCAUUCCAGGCAAACAGAGGCAAGUGCCGAAAUGGAUGCGUAUCUUGCGGCCCUAGGAUUUCCGCCGAAGGCAACAGUGGAAGAAAGGCCGCACUACCAUCAGCCCUCCACUUUAAACCAAAACACCGGCCAUUCCCCGGAGCUUUUUUCAGUUUCUAGGAUGACGGGCAUGAGCGUCGACAGCAUGGAUGAAGACAUGAGGCCAGGGAACCCAAUGAUGUGGAUGACAAACGCUGCCCAGCUGGAAGAUUUCUUCUACUCUAAUACGGCGAUGAUGGAUCUCCUACAAGACCCUAACUUUGAUCUGUCCCAGUAG